Messenger RNA from Macadamia integrifolia, 970 nucleotides. RefSeq lists its product as uncharacterized. The record is from RefSeq and is a predicted model, not a curated record. The annotation marks the transcript as partial. The transcript has 4 exons. Lineage: Eukaryota; Viridiplantae; Streptophyta; Magnoliopsida; Proteales; Proteaceae.
CAAAAGAGCAUCAUCAGAAUUCACAAGUACACUCCUCCCUCUCCCUCUCAGUUUCAAAAAUAUCAGACGAUAUUUCUGACGACGACUUGGUAUACUAUUAGGUACGCAAUUGUAGCGCGGAGAGCUCCUCCCCUAGGCCCUAACUUCUCCUUCCUUGAACCAAUUUUCCGUUUAUGGUGCUCAAUUUCUCUCUCCGGGAUUCGAUAUUGGCUUAGUGAUUACGACAAGAUUCAAGACGCUGCUGUUAUUCUCAUCUACAUUCAAAUCGGAUGCGCUUUGGUUGGAUCUCUCGGUGCAAUGUACAAUGGUGUCUUGCUGAUCAAUUUGGCAAUAGCAUUGUUUGCCCUUGUUGCAAUUGAAAGUAGCAGCCAGCGCCUUGGCCGGACAUAUGCUGUUCUUCUUUUCUGUGCUAUCCUGCUUGAUAUCUCGUGGUUAGUUCUCUGCGCCGGUCAGAUAUGGAACAUUUCUCAUAAGUUGUACGAAACCUUCCUUAUCUUUUCGGUGAAACUUUCUCUCUCAAUGCAAAUAGUUGGGUUCUCUCUGAGGCUGGCAUCUUCAUUAUUAUGGAUUCAGAUGUAUAGAUUGGGAGUUUCAUCUGUAGACAAUGCAGCUUCUCAAGAAGCAGAUUUUGAUUUGAGGAAUAGUUUUGUGAAUCCUUCAGCUCAUUCCAUGGCUAGAGAGAUAUCUCAUUUUGACAGCACAUUAGGAGGUUCUAUUUAUGACCCUGCUUUCUAUUCAUCUCUCUUUGAAGAUGCUCGUGAUAAUGGAUAUCAGAUGGUGGAACCAGUGCAAAGGCAGGCUUGGGACUUCGGUGGCAAUGGUAAGGCUUAUAUCUACGAGACACCGUGUUGAUGGGCAUCACUUCUUUAUUUUUAGUUGUUUAUCCUUAUGUAUUAUUUAUAAUCUUGUAAUACCUGGGAUCGAAAUUCAAAUGAAUUUUGGUAUAUGGUAAUUAUCAUUUAGUGAAUCA